AUGGCUAAAGUACAACUGUCCAAUGUGGUUGUCUUAGACAAUCCGUCUCCAUUUUUAAAUCCUUUUCAAUUUGAACUUACGUUUGAGUGUAUUGAAGAUUUAAACGAAGAUUUGGAAUGGAAAAUGAUUUAUGUUGGAUCUGCUGAAAGUGAAGAACACGAUCAAAUACUAGAUACUAUUUAUGUUGGCCCUGUUCCUGAAGGAAGACAUAUGUUUGUUUUUGAAGCAAAUCCUCCAGAUGUAUCCAAAAUUCCCGUAGAAGAUGCUGUUGGUGUAACUGUUGUACUAUUAACUUGUUGCUAUCGUAAUCAGGAAUUUGUUAGAGUUGGAUACUUCAUUAACAAUGAAUAUACUGAUCCAGAGUUGCAAGAAAAUCCUCCAGCUACGCCUCAAUUUGAUAAGAUGACAAGAAAUAUAUUGGGUACUGAACCUAGGGUAACAAGGUUUAAGAUCAAUUGGGACGACUCGGAACAACCUACUACUAGUAAUGGAAUACAAACUACCUGUCACGAAAAUGAAGAUUCAAACCUACAAGAAAUGGAUGAAGAAGUGUCAUCUUUGUUAUCUUCCCAUGCAGACAACAGCCUUAGUCAAAGUCCAAUGGAAGUAUUGUAA
Macrosiphum euphorbiae (potato aphid) is the source of this 615-nucleotide messenger RNA. The record is from the annotation of a GenBank genome assembly. Lineage: Eukaryota; Metazoa; Arthropoda; Insecta; Hemiptera; Aphididae.